CAUUGUGAUGUAGCAAUUGUCAGGUGGACAGGGGGUCUAUUUUAGUGAGCCAUUCACAUGAGACUUCAAAUACAUGAAUCUUUCACAAAUAAGUGUAAAGUGCUUUCCACCUCUGUUGCUGCUCUGACUGAUUCCCUCUCAUAUUCACGGUACCAUAAGCUGCAACCAUGUCUGAGGGACCGAAAAAGUCAAAAUAUUCAGCGACACGCCGACUGCAUUUGAAGUCCAAACUGCUGAAGAAGGCAGCUUCUAUGCUGGCGGCAGAAAUCGAAGACAAGAAACACGAGAAAGAACGAGUUGUGAACGAAUGCUUCCCUCCACUGAAGCUCUCAGGCCUGGCAGUCCAGGAGCUGCAGGAUCUUUGUAAAGAACUUCAUCGUAAGAUUGAUGUUGUAGAUGAAGCACGUUAUGAAGUAGAGGUGAAGGUCGCCAGAAAUAACCAAGAGAUCCAGACACUGAAUGGGAAGAUCGUUGACCUGAAGGGGGUAAAGAGGCCCAGCUUGAAGAGGGUGAAGAAAACGACAGACGACAUGCUGGGUGCAUUCACCGACACCACCAAACACAUGAAGGCAGAUUUCAAGGUCAACCUGAAGACAGUGAAGAAAGAAGAAGACAAGAGGGAAGAAGUGACUGACUGGCGUAAGAACGUGGAGGCCAUGUCUGGUAUGGAGGGCAGGAAGAAGCUGUUCAAUGCAGGACAAUAAGAAGGUGCUCACAUCAAACCAGGUUUCGUCAGCAACCCACCUGUCCUAAAGUAAACAGUGACUUCCCAGUGUUCGAGUCAAAUCAUUUUGUUUGGCUUUAUUUCAGAAUCCUUGCCCAAAUACAAGGUUUUCAUUACAGCAUGAAAAAAAACUUGUUUUGUAAAGAAUGAUGUCAAACCAUAGACUCCAAAGAUUGAAUACAGAAAAUGCACAAUUUAGACUAUAAUGUAUUAAAACUGCUUUAAUCUUGAUUAAAUAUACACUUGUAUAUAAAGACUAACACAUUUUGCCAUGAAUGUAAUAGUAUGUAUUGUAUAAUAUGUAUUACAAUGUACUAAAGGUUUAUGGGUUGGUCUUUUUAAAGUGCAGUAUUCAUGUUAAUCACAUGAUGGCGCUGUGCCACUAUAUGUAAUACACUUGAUGCUAAUUAAACAACUAUGAUCACUUG
This is a messenger RNA of Scophthalmus maximus (turbot), 1152 nucleotides long. RefSeq names its product troponin I, slow skeletal muscle. Lineage: Eukaryota; Metazoa; Chordata; Actinopteri; Pleuronectiformes; Scophthalmidae. The transcript has 8 exons. The record is from RefSeq and is a predicted model, not a curated record. The coding region runs from base 168 to 704 and encodes 178 amino acids. Gene Ontology annotation, cellular component: troponin complex. Gene Ontology annotation, biological process: muscle contraction.